Molecule: messenger RNA, 1559 nt
Organism: Setaria italica (foxtail millet)
Lineage: Eukaryota; Viridiplantae; Streptophyta; Magnoliopsida; Poales; Poaceae
Exons: 1
Coding region: 32-1321 (429 amino acids)
Molecular function (GO): S-adenosylmethionine-dependent methyltransferase activity
Source: RefSeq, a predicted model, not a curated record
UUUGCUCCUCCGGCUCCGACCAAGCGCGCUCAUGGAGAACACGCACGCUCGAUCGGCUUCCAUGUCCGUCUCCGUCACAAGGAUGGCCGCGUACGCGGACCCCGCCCCGGGCGUCCCUCUCCGCCGCGCGCUCCUCUACGCCGUCCUCCUCCUCGGCUCCAACCUGGCCACGUUUCUCUUCGCCUCCUCUUCCUGCGCGCCGCCUCCGUCGCCCGUCACCGCCGCGCCGGCGACGGGUCCAAGGACCGUCCCUAUACCGGAGCAUGUGGAGCUCCCUCCGGAGUUCCACGCGUUCGCGGGGCCGCACGCGCUGCCGUACGGGCGCAACCCCAACUGGGGCACAGCCGAGCUGCGGCCGCCGGCGGGCCACCCGUGCCUGGCCUUCCCGGACCUGCUGGCGGCCUUCAUGUCGUAUCGAGUCAAUGGCUCCUGCCCCGACGACGAGCUCCCGGCGCAGCGGCUCCUCCUCCGCGGCUGCGAGCCCCUGCCGCGCCGGCGCUGCCGCCCCGCCGCGCCGCCCGACCCGGCGCCACCGCUGCCGUACCCCGACGCGCUCUGGUCCACCCCGCCCGACCGCUCCGUCCACUGGUCCGCCUACAAGUGCAAGUCCUUCCGCUGCCUUAUCGACCGCGCGCGCUCCCCGCACUUCGACGACUGCAAGGACUGCUUCGACCUCGCCGGCCGGGAGCACCACCGCUGGCUCAACGCCACCACCGGCGGCGACGGCAAGAAGAAGAAGAGUAUCCCGCUCGAGUUCUCCAUCGACGAGGUGCUCGCGUCGGCGUCCCCGCCGGGGUCCGUCCGGAUCGGGCUCGACAUCGGCGGCGGGUCCGGCACCUUCGCGGUGCGCAUGCGGGAGCGCGGCGUCACCGUGGUGGCCACCACCGUCAACCUCAACGGGCCCUUCAGCGCCGUCGCGGCGGCGCGCGGGGUCGUGCCGCUCUACGUGAGCGUCGCGGCGCGGCUGCCCUUCUUCGACAACACGCUGGACGUGGUGCACUCCAUGCACGUGCUCAGCGGCUGGAUGCCGCCCGCCGCGCUGCAGUUCGCGCUCUUCGACGUGUACCGGGUGCUCCGGCCCGGCGGGCUCUUCUGGCUCGACCACUUCUUCUGCGGGGAGGCGGAGAUGGCGGCGUACGUGGAGGUGGUGGAGAGCGUCGGGUUCGGCAAGCUGAGGUGGGUGACGAGAAGGAAGCUCGAUAGGGGGGCGGAGAGGAAGGAGAUGUACCUCUCGGCGUUGCUGGAGAAGCCGCUCAAGAACUCGUGGCGACAUCCAUCUGAAGAGGAAGUGACUCUUGACCAGGAGGAUGGGGAAGGAUGAUAACGCCACUGUGAAAGUGUGAAUCUGUGCUAUGAGCUAAGGCGGCUUUGCUUGUUUUGGUUUGUUCGUCCAAGUGCCUUAGGUUAACUUUUUUAAGGUCAGUUUAUCGUUGUCCAAGUGUUCUAAUUAUGACUUUUGAUGUCAUCUAGGAAAAAUCUUGGAGCAAGCUCAUGUGAAAAUGCAGGAAUUAAUCAGCAACAGUGUACACCAAUUAUAUACAUUGACAACUCAUUAGUUU